Cuculus canorus (common cuckoo) is the source of this 3194-nucleotide messenger RNA. It is a transcript of the gene NRARP, whose product is annotated as NOTCH regulated ankyrin repeat protein. Gene Ontology annotation, molecular function: enzyme inhibitor activity; protein binding; phosphatase regulator activity. The record is from RefSeq and is a predicted model, not a curated record. Gene Ontology annotation, cellular component: cytoplasm. Bases 142 to 489 code for a protein of 115 amino acids. NCBI's taxonomy places the organism in Eukaryota, Metazoa, Chordata, Aves, Cuculiformes, Cuculidae. The transcript has a single exon.
GCGGCGCGCGGCGGCUCCGCUCAGAGCGGCGCGGGCGCGGCGCGGGGCGGGCGGAGCGCGGCGGCCCCGCAGGCAGCACCGCAUGCCCGGGCGGGCGGAGGAGGCGGCGGCGCCGUCCAUGCGGGGCGGCGGGGCGGCGGUAUGAGCCAGAGCGAGGUGUCGGCGUGCGCGGCGCCGCCGCCCAGCCAGCGCGUGUUCCAGGAGGCGGUGCGGCGCGGCAACACCAAGGAGCUGCAGUCGCUGCUGCAGAACAUGACCAACUGCGAGUUCAACGUCAACUCCUUCGGGCCCGAGGGGCAGACGGCGCUGCACCAGUCCGUCAUCGACGGCAACCUCGAGCUCGUCAAGCUGCUCGUCAAGUUCGGCGCCGACAUCCGCCUGGCCAACCGCGACGGCUGGAGCGCCCUGCACAUCGCCGCCUUCGGGGGCCACCAGGACAUCGUCCUCUACCUGAUCACCAAGGCCAAAUACUCGGCCGGCGCCCGGUGAUGCCGCCCCGCCACCUCCCCCGAGCUGCUCCCGCCCCGCCCGGGACCCCGAGCGCCCGUUGCUGCCCUCGGGGCGGGUCUCUCCGCCUUCCGAGGGUCGUUUUCCUACUGUAACGUGGUCGUUUUUCUCCUCCAUCUACCUCGGCUGCACUCACAGUAUUCACGGUUUCAGUUUGACAUCUGGUCAGAUGCUUUAAAGGCUCCCCCCCGUGUGUCCCCUCCCCAGUCCCGCUAAUAUUUAAUCCUCCCUUUCCCUCUCCCCUCGCUCCCUCCGACUUCAAAAGUAUUCUGGCUCAGAAACGAGUUCAUUUCAAGGCUCCCGGGGCUGCCGGUACCCGCGUCCCCCCGGGCCGGGAGCAGCGGCAGAGCUGGCAUCUCCUCCUCUGGCAUCUCGUCCUCUGGCAUCUCCCCGUGUCUUCCCAUCACCGAUGCGUUUUCAUCCCCGAUGACUCCAUUGGAACAAGACCGACCCGCUCCUCUCAUCCCGAUUGCUCCUUUUUUUUUUUUUUUUUGUCUCCGUUCACCUUGGGGGUUUUUGCUUUGGUUUGGUUUUGUUGUGUUUUUUUUUUGGGGAGGGGGGUGUCUUGAAGAAAACCCACACACCCGCUCCUCGAAGCUGUUCAGCACGCGUGAGAUCCCAGGAAAAGACAUUGCAUCCUUCUGGGUUUGUGUGUCAAGGGGGAUUAGCAAAUCCUGGACUUUUUUUUUUUUUUAAUUGUUAUUAUUUUUUUCUUGUUAAAGAAAAACCACCGAGUGACCCAGACUCUAGAGCAGAGGAUUUGCUUUUGCACAGGGAAGGGGCGCGAGCGCUCUCUGCUGCCUGGAGAGGCCGGAAAACUACUGAAAAAUAGCUUGGGAACUGAUUAUUUUUUUCCUUGUGGUGAAACUUGGAUAACACUUCUCAAUGCAAAACGAUUCACUCGACGUGUGUAGAUUCACCCACCUUUUAUAUUAUAUAUAUAUGCCUGAAUAUAUAUAUUUAUAAAAGAAAGGGAGGAAGAAGAGGAAGACACCCGAAGGCGCAUUUUGAAGUGACUGCACCUAUAAUCGCAAAUGCUGCUUUUUUUUAUUGCUAUGGCACAAGAACAUCCAUUGGGAAAAUGCGGAAGAUUUCAGAAGUCUCCUUUCUCCCGCUGGUCUUUCAGCCCUCUUCUCUUCGUCUGCACUAAAACCAUCCGUAUCACUGCCGUCUCCCCGCUCUUUCCUUUCUUGCUCCCUGCAUCCAAACCGUACCGAUUAAAAACAAAAAAAAAGAAAAUUAGUUACCUGCUGGUUUAUUUGGGUUGUGUCUUAACUAUUUAUCAUGUAUGUAUAUAUUUGUGGGUGAAGAUUGUGAACCUGGGCUUGUUUGAAGCUAGUGGUGAGUGUUUCAAAAAAUAUGGUUUGGGAAAUAUGCCUUUUUUCUUUAUUUUUGUUCGUAGUCUUAAAACUAAAACAAAACUUGAGUCUGCCGUGAUGAUUUCCCAUUGCACUGAAUGUUCUGCUUUGUCUCGGACGGUUUCACCUGCAGUUUGGUUUUGGUUUGCUCCACGUCAAUGAUUUGAGAUGACUUUGUCAAAGCUCCAGAUUGAAAGAAGGAAAAAGAAGGCAAGCCCUGUCGAAAGCGCCUACUGUCAAUGCUGUAACUCGCAAGGAACUGCUUGGCCGAAGCCUUUCUGUGAGCAUGGAAGGGGGUGUCUAGCGCUUCCCCUGGUGCUUCUGUGCGAUGGUUACGGGGUGGGAACAAGAUCUUUUCUAGCGAGGUUUUAUCAUCGUUACCAGAUGGUUGCACAUUUAUAUAUAUAUUAUUUUUUUUUUUUUGCCUAAAUGGAUUUGCCACAAUGAAAUGUCAUAACAUUUAUGACAUGGUAUUAAAAAGUGUAUUGUAAAGCCAAGUUCUAGAUGGAUUUUAAAAAGAAAUCUUGGUUAUAAACCCAGUCUAAAGGGAGCUCUGUCCAGUGUUGUAAAGACAACAUGAUGUAACCCAUAUUUAUAUUUUUAUAAAAUACCUAUUAAGACUGUGAAUCUCCUGUGUGAAUUGCUGGGUGAGUUGUUUCAGAAAAGUAUUGUUCCUUUCCAGCUUCCUGGAGCUUUAGACAUGCUGAGAUUUUUGGGAAACUGUCCGUUGGGGAAGGGGGUUUGCUCUGAAAUUGUGAGUUGAUGUAUUUUUACAUCCCUUUUGUAUUGUACUGAAAAGCUGCUGCCCUCCCUAGUCCCUAGAGUUUCAAUUUUUCUAUGCAACCCCCACACCCCCCAUCUCUCUUGAUCCUGAGAAGUAAAAGGGAUGCAGAUUUGAUUCCGAUCGAAAUGAGGGUCCCCCCCAUCCCCCUUGUUGGCUCAUCGUGCUGCUGACCCUUCACGCCAAAACGGGGAGUACAAGAGAAAAUAAAAGAGGCAGGUGGGGGAGGCUCCUUUGUGCAUGACUGGUCGCCUUCUGGCAGUCAUCUUUUUAAUUAAUUAUUAUUAUUUUUGUAAGAAGAAUAUAUUGAUAAUGUCAGUGAAAUAAGCAGACAUUGAAGCUGAUGCACAGAUUGCUCCAGAAAGGAGUUUUUCUGUAGAUUUUUCUUUAGAUGCGAAUACCUUUUUUAAUUAUGUUAAUUAAUGUUAAGAAUUUCUAGGCUUAUAUUGAAGCUGUAUGUGGGUCACUAUAUGAUCAUUUCUAACUGGAUAAAGUCUGUACAGUACAGCAUAUUCCUGAGUGUAAGAUAGAGACGUGUAGCCCCAGAG